Messenger RNA from Arachis duranensis, 1464 nucleotides. RefSeq lists its product as uncharacterized. The record is from RefSeq and is a predicted model, not a curated record. NCBI's taxonomy places the organism in Eukaryota, Viridiplantae, Streptophyta, Magnoliopsida, Fabales, Fabaceae. The transcript has a single exon. The coding region runs from base 1 to 1464 and encodes 487 amino acids.
AUGGUUUUCGCCUUCCCUUUCUCUCUUGAAGCGCAAGAAAAGACAUGGUUUUAUUCGCUACCAGAUGAGAUUGCUACCAAUUGGGAUUUCUUGAGAAGAGAGUUUCUAGAUAAAUUCUUCCCACCGGAGAAAACCGACUACAUCCGGAAGGAGAUUUCGGGUAUAAUGCAAAGAGACCAAGAGAGUUUGUACGAGUAUUGGGCUCGGUUCAAGAGGCUAUUAGAAUCUUGUCCACACCAUGGAAUGAAUACUCACUUGCUCAUUAGCUACUUCACCGGAGGUCUUUGUGUGGAAGAUAGAAGAUUGCUCACCGCUUCUAGUGGUGGUUCCCUCUCAAAAAACAAGACGGAGGGAGAAGCUUGGAAUUUGAUAAAAGAUGCUGCCGAAGCUACACAACAUACAAGGGUGAGAAGUAAUCCUCGCAAAGGUGUGGUAGAACCGUCUCCUUCUGAAUCAAGCCUAACCAAAGUACUUGGGGAGAUGACCACCAUCCUCACGCAAAUACAAAAGGAUCAAAAGAAAUUCUACUCUAUCCAAGCCGUCCAAGCUCCACCUCCAGUUGCUCAACUUGAAGGCCCUCUUGGGAUUUGUGGUUUGUGCUCUAGCACUACACAUUACACCGAUCAAUGCCAUCAAAUUCAAGAGGAACAUGCCAUUGUAGUGGCCAAUGUGAAUUACAACAACCGUCCACCCUAUCCUUCUCAAGGCCAAAACCACAACCCUCAUGGUAGUAAUCAACAUCAAGGGUGGAUGAAUAAUGCACAAGAGAGCAAUCAAAACCAAAGAUGGAACAGCUCUUCUUCUCAUCACAACAACAACCAAUCUUCAUCUCAAUACCACCAUAACAACAACAACUACCAAGCCAACCAAAAUCACCACAACCAAAUCCAAAAUAACUACACCAAGUACCAAGCACCACACCAUAGACAACAAUCUAACCAAACCUCUCCAUCUCCCACCAAUCAAGUUGACGAGCUUAGAGCCACUGUGGAUAAACGGGAUGAGGGCUAUAAAGCUCAAUUCGAGGCCAUGAGUGCUCAAUUGGUCAAUCUUACUGACAUGAUUUCGAAGAUGUCCAUGUCCUCCUCCAACAAUACCAACCAACCCUCAAGUUCUUCUAACCUUCCAUCCCAACCCCAACCAAACCCAAAGGGCGGUCUCAACGCCAUCACUCUACGGUCGGAAACUACAUUGGAGGAGAUACCUCCAAGGGUCUUGGAGGACAUUGAUGAGGAAGAAGUGAUUGUUGAAGCUCCACAUGAAAAGGGGGAGGUAGACAAAAGGCAUGAGGGAGAAGGAGUAAACCUUAAGGAACCUAAGAGGAAAGCUCUAGUGGAUGAGUCCAUCCCUAUUCCAUUCCCUUCCAUGGUGAAGAAAGCAAAGAAGACACCGGAAUUUGAUUUGAACAUGCUUCAAGUGUUCAAGAAGGUUGAGGUAACCAUACCACUUCUUGAUGCUAUUUAA